This is a messenger RNA of Lucilia sericata (common green bottle fly), 5460 nucleotides long. Its product is annotated as mucin-2-like. The record is from RefSeq and is a predicted model, not a curated record. The transcript has 5 exons. NCBI's taxonomy places the organism in Eukaryota, Metazoa, Arthropoda, Insecta, Diptera, Calliphoridae. Bases 10 to 5181 code for a protein of 1723 amino acids.
CAAAACAACAUGUUAAACUAUUUAGUAGUUUUAAUACUCUUAAUAAAUUCAACUUAUGGAGUUUAUUACAACCCUUUACAAGGGAACUAUAUACCACCCAGCUAUUUGCAACCGAUACCUUAUCGACAUUAUAAAUAUGAACCAGCAUUACCUCCACCACCACCUCCUAAUCCAUAUCGUGUAUGUGGAUUUUUGCAUGGUAUUUUUCAAAACUUUUGCAAUAUGGACGAAUUAAAACAACAACAAAAUCUAGGCUAUAAUUGGCAAUUUUAUGGUUAUGGUUAUUGUCCUCAGCCUCAAGAUAAUUCCACCAAUAUCUUUACACCAAUAUGUGCUACAUUUGAAAAUGAAAUACGAAAAUUUAACAACAUAUUGGCAUUGGAAUUGGAAAGGUAUAACUCGGGUAAAAGCUGGUCUAUUGUCCACUGUCCUAUUACCAACACCACUAUAUGUGCCUCUUAUUGCAAUGAGAAGCGUUUGUUUAGAGAUUUAAUUGCUUUAGAACUGGAUAGAUUUUUAACAGGAAAAGAUUGGAUUUUGGAAUCUUGCCCAGAUUUAACCACACCCAUAUGUCUCAAGGAUGAAAAAAAUACUCAAAGUAGUACGGGCAGUUCAACUACUCAGGAAUAUCAAUUAAGUUGGAUCAUAAUACCUUGUGGAAGUCAUUAUGAUACAACCACUACAGAAUCUACAACUACUGAUGAAAUAACAACAGAAUUAACAAGCACGGAUAAAACAACAACAGAUGAAACAACUAUUACGGAUAAAGCAGGAGCAGAAGCAACACCAACUGAUAAGACAACCACAGAAAUUGCAGCUACCGAUCCAACAACAACUGAUAAAACAACAACAGAAGAGUCAACUGCAGAUCCAGCAACCACAGAUAAAACAACAAAAGCUUCGAAUACAGAACCAACAACAAAAGAAGAAUUAUUAACUACAGAAGUAACAACAACUGAUAAGACAACAACAGAAGCUUCAACUACUGAACCAACAACCACGGAUAAAACAACAACAGAAGCUUCAAUUACGGAACCAAUAACGACUGAUAAAAUAAUAGAAACUUCAACCACAGAACCAACAACAACAGAAGCUUCAACUACUGAUCCAACAACCACUGAUAAAACUAAAACUGAGGUAUCAACUACAGUUCCAACAUCCACUGAUAAACCAACAACUAUAGAACCUACUUCUACUGAUAUAGAAUCAACAAAAAGCGAUAAAACAACAACAGAAGGAAAAACCACGGAUAUAGCAGGAGCAGAAGAAACACCAGUGAAAACUACUGCAGAAGCAACAGACAAUACUACACCAGAAUCGUCAACUACUGAUCCUACAGAACCUAUAACUACUGAUAAAAUACCAACUACAGAGCCUACAACCACUGAUAAAACAACAGAAGCUUCAACUACAGAACAUACAACCACUGAUAGAACAACAGAACCAUCAAAAGUCUUAAGUACAGAACCUGCAAGUGAUAAAACAACAAAUGAUUCAACUAGAGAACCUACAAACCCUGAUAAAACAACAGGCGCUUCAACUAUAGAACCAGCCACUACAGAUAAAACAAGUGAUCAUUCAACUACAGAACUUACAACCACUGAUAAAACAACAGAUGAUUCAAGUGCAGAACCUGCAAGCACUGAUAAAACAAUACAACCAUCAACUACGGAACCUACAACCACAGAUAACACAACAGCAGAGAUAUCAACUAUAGAACCAAUAACUACUGAUAAAUCAACAGAAGCUUCAACUACAGAACCUACAACAACUGAUAACACAACAGCAGAAGCAUCAACUACAGAAUCUACAACCACUGAUAAAACAACAGUUGAUUCAACUUCAGGACCUACAACCACUAGUAAAACAACAGAUGAUUCAACUACAGAACCUACAAACACUGAUAAAACAACAGAAGCUUCAACUACAGAACCUACAACAUUCGAUAAAACAGCAAAAUCUACAACCACUGAUAAACCAUCAGAUGCUUCAACUACAGAUUUAAUCAAUACUGAUAAAACAACAAUAGAAGCAUUACCAAUGGUUAUUACAACAACAAAGGUCAUAGAUAGAACAACAUCAGAACCAACAUCAACUGCUAAAACUACAGAAUCUUCGACUAAAGAACCAGUAACCACUGAUAAAACAACAACAGCGGCUGCAACUGUCAAGGAUGAAACAACAACUGAAGAUUUAAGUAAAACAACUAUAGAGGCUUCAACUACGGAAGCAACAACUACUGAUAAAACGACAACAGAACUAACAACCACUGAUAAAACAACAGAAGUUUUGACUACUGAAAAACCACCUACUGAUGAAUCAACAGAAGCUUCAACUACAGAAAAAACAACAAGAGAAGCUUCAACUGCAGAACCAACGACUACUAGCAAAACAACAGAAACUGCAACUUCAGUAUCAACAACCACUGAUGAAACAACAACUGAAUCUUCAACUAAAGAACCAACAACCACCGAUAAAACAACUACUGAGCCAACAACCACAGAUAAAACAACAGAAGCUUCGACUACAGAACCAACAACCACUGAUAAAACAACAACAGAAGCUGCGACUACAGAACCUACAACCACUGAUAAAUCAUCAGAUACUUCAACUACAGAUUUAAUCACUACUGAUAAAACAACAAUAGAAGCAUCUAGUACAGAACCAACAACGACUGAUACAACUACAGCAGAAGCAACAACUACGGAUAUAGCAGGAGCUGAAGCAACACCUAUGGAUAUUACAACAACAGAGGUCACUGACAGAACAACAUUAGAGCCAACAUCAACUGCUAAAACUACAGAACCAACAACUACUGAUAAAACAACAACAGCAGCUACAACUGUCAUAGAUGAAACGAUAACUGAAGAUUCAAGUACUACUGAUAAAACAACUAUAGAGACUUCAACUACUGAAGCAACAACUAUUGACAAAACGACAACAAAACUAACCACUACUGAUAAAACAACCGAAGCUUCGACUCCAAACACAACAACUUCUGAUGAAUCAACAGAAGCUUCAACUGCAGAAAAAACAACUACUGAUAAAACGACAACAGAACCAACAACCACAGAUAGCACACCUGAAGCUUCGACUACAGAACCAACAACCACUGAUAAAACAACAACAGAAGUUUCAACUUCUGAACCAACAACCACAGAUAAAACAACAGAAGGUUCGACUACAGAACCAACAACCACAGAUAGCACAACUGAUGCUUCGACUACAGAACCAACAACCACAGAUAAAACAACAGAAGCUUCGACUACAGAACCAACAACCACUGAUAAAACAACGACAGAAGUAUCAACUACUGAACCAACAACCACGGAUAAAACAACAACAGAAGUUUCAACUUCUGAACCAACAACCACAGAUAAAACAACAGAAGCUUCGACUACAGAACCAACAACCACUGAUAAAACAACGACAGAAGUAUCAAAUACUGAACCAACAACUACAGAUAAAACAACAGAAGGUUCGACUACAGAACCAACAGCCACAGAUAGCCCAACUGAUGCUUCGACUACAGAACCAACAACCACAGAUAAAACAACAGAAGCUUCGACUACAGAACAAACAACCACAGAUAAAACAACAGAAGCUUCGACUACAGAACCAACAACCACUGAUAAAACAACGACAGGAGUAUCAAAUACUGAACCAACAACCACAGAUAAAACAACAGAAGCUUCGACUACAGAACCAACAACCACUGAUAAAACAACGACAGAAGUAUCAACUACUGAACCAACAACCACGGAUAAAACAACAACAGAAGUUUCAACUUCUGAACCAACAACCACAGAUAAAACAACAGAAGCUUCGACUACAGAACCAACAACCACUGAUAAAACAACGACAGAAGUAUCAAAUACUGAACCAACAACUACAGAUAAAACAACAGAAGGUUCGACUACAGAACCAACAACCACAGAUAGAACAACUGAUGCUUCGACUACAGAACCAACAACCACAGAUAAAACAACAGAAGCUUCCACUACAGAACCAACAACCACAGAUAGCACAACUGAUGCUUCGACUACAGAGCCAACAACCAUAGAUAAAACAACUGAAGCUUCGACUACAGAACCAACAACCACUGAUAAAACAACAACAGAAGUAUCAACUACUGAACCAACAACUGCAGAUAAAACAACAGAAGGUUCGACUACAGAACCAACAACCACAGAUAGCACAACUGAUGCUUCGACUACAGAACCAACAACCACUGAUAAAACAACAACAGAAGUAUCAACUACUGAACCAACAACUGCAGAUAAAACAACAACAGAAGUUUCAACUACUGAACCAACAACCACAGAUAAAACAACAGAAGGUUCGACUACAGAACCAACAACCACAGAUAGCACAACUGAUGCUUCGACUACAGAACCAACAACCACUGAUAAAACAACGACAGAAGUAUCUACUGAACCAACAACCACGGAUAAGACAACAACAGAAGAUUCAACUACUGAACCAACAACCUCGGAUAAAACAACAACAGAAGUUUCAACUACUGAACCAACAACCACAGAUAGCACAACUGAUGCUUCGACUACAGAGCCAACAACCAUAGAUAAAACAACAGAAGCUUCGACUACAGAACCAACAACCACUGAUAAACCAACUACUGAACCAACAACUACAGAUAAAACAACAACAGAAGUUUCAACUACUGAACCCACAACCACAGAUAAAACAACAGAAGCUUCGACUACAGAACCAACAACCACAGAUAACACAACAGAAACUUCGACUACAGAACCAACAACUACUGAUAAAACAACGACAGAAGUAUCAACUACUGAACCAACAACCACGGAUAAAGCAACAACAGAAGAUUCAACUACUGAACCAACAACCACAGAUAAAACAACAAAAGCUUCGACUACAGAACCAACCACAGAAGUGUCAACUACAAAAUCGACAACUUCCGAUAAAACAACAACAGAAACUACUGCAACUAAUGAAACAACAACGGAAGAAUCUAUAGAAAUUACAACUUCUAUGUGUAAUCAUGAUUCUACAACUUCUAAAUGUAAUCAUGGCAUUUCCCAACCGAAACGUUCGCCGAUUUUAAUGCAAAUUAAUCGUAAUCAGUUGAAAAGCACAUACAAUGGAGCCUAUUUUGAGGGACCAUUCUUUUAUAAAUCUAAUAUAACAAUGACUAAUUAAUUUUCUUGCUUAUAUUUUAGUGGAUAAAAGAAGCUUAACUAUUUGAAUAGUGGGGCGAAACGAGAAGUUUUUUUAAAGACCCCUAAUGGGAAUUAUGGAAUGAUGUUAUUGAAAUGAACAAAGGAAAUGCGGUUAUUUGGUGUGACGUUUUUAUUUUUUUAAAUUUUUAUUUUUUUUAAAUUUUUAUGCUACUUUCUCACGUUUGAUUUAAGUUUAUUUUUAGAAAAGAACAGGUAUUUUUGUGAUAAUUAGAAAUUUGCAUUAAUUUGUAAAUAUGUA